AUGUACCUGAUAGACCUCCUGCACCGCGCCAUCGACCAUUGCCUGUCCCAGGUGAAGCUGGUCCAGAACCGUGAGAUCGGAUGGCAGACGGUCGACCGCAAGACGGGCAAACCCAUGCGCGAGCAGCAACCCAUCUUCAAGAAACUCAAGCUGCUCUUCCUCUUCAGCCGCCUGGUAGAAUGGAUCGACGUGACGAAAACCAUGCGGCUGUGGAUCCACGACAAGACCAUCCGAGAAGGCAAAGCCGAAGGCACACCGGCGUCGGCAUCGCGCAUCAAACCCUUCGUCGACUUCUACCACAUCGACAUGGACGAGUUCGACCCAUCAGACAUUCAGGCGUACGGCUCGUUCGAGGACUUUUUCGUGCGCAAACACAAGCCUGGCAGCCGGCCGGUCUUCGCCCCCAAUGACCCGACCAAAGCGGUCGCGGUGGCCGACGCCCGCCUGGUCGUGUACCCGACGGUCAGCGAGACGCGGCGCCUCUGGAUCAAGGGCCACAACUUUACCAUUGCGAAUCUGAUCAAGGACGACGAGCUGGCACAGUCCUGGGUCGACGGAGCCGUGGCCAGCUUCCGGCUCAGCCCGCAGGACUACCACCGCUACCAUUCCCCGGUCACGGGCACGGUCAGCUGGUACAAGCAGAUCCCCGGGCAAUAUUACCAAGUCGACCCCGUAUGUCUGCAGAGCGACGUCGACAUCCUGACCGAGAACGCGCGCUGCUGCGUCUGCCUCGACACGCGCGAGUUUGGAAAGGUCCUGUUCGUCGCCAUCGGCGCCACCAAUGUCGGCACCGUCGACAUCAACCGAAAAUGCCAAACGCCCGGAUCGCAGGUCGACAAGGGAGAUGAGGUCGGCCUGUUCCAGUUCGGCGGGUCGAGCAUCAUCGUGGCGUUCGAAGCCGGCCGCAUCGAAUUCGAUGCCGAUCUUCUUGAAGUCAGCCGUCGCCCGAUCAUGAUGGAUGUUGAGGUGGGGAUGAGUUUGGGGGAAGCUCGGUGA
Messenger RNA from Capronia epimyces CBS 606.96, 996 nucleotides. RefSeq names its product phosphatidylserine decarboxylase. Gene Ontology annotation, biological process: phospholipid biosynthetic process. The record is from RefSeq and is a predicted model, not a curated record. Lineage: Eukaryota; Fungi; Ascomycota; Eurotiomycetes; Chaetothyriales; Herpotrichiellaceae. The coding region runs from base 1 to 996 and encodes 331 amino acids. The transcript is spliced from 2 exons. Gene Ontology annotation, molecular function: phosphatidylserine decarboxylase activity.